Molecule: messenger RNA, 390 nt
Organism: Penicillium griseofulvum
Lineage: Eukaryota; Fungi; Ascomycota; Eurotiomycetes; Eurotiales; Aspergillaceae
Exons: 3
Coding region: 1-390 (129 amino acids)
Source: RefSeq, a predicted model, not a curated record
AUGUCUCGAGUUCAUGCCGGAACCAUCGUCAGGGUGCAGGACCAGGGGAGGGGCCAAUUCGCGGUCUCCCAACCGAAGGAACUUCGGGCCCAGCCACCAAGAGAUGACAUUCGGAUCCCGAUCCACUUCAGCUGGGAAAUCGUUUCUGUUGACGGUUAUAUCGACCUCGAUACAGGCGUUAUAUCCCUUACCGUAUCUAUCCUCGGUAUCGAUCUAGGUACAUUCACUGGAAGCUUGAAGGAUGGAAUCGAGAUCAAGGUUGAUCUCUGGAUUGUUUCAGGUUCCCUCAAGUUCUACGUGGAUGGCGAUACACUCUAUCUGAAUGUCCAUGCAAAGGUGCGAUUUGAUGGAUCCUACGAUCAGGAUCAUAUCAAGGUCAUUAGUUGGUAG